This is a messenger RNA of Harmonia axyridis, 837 nucleotides long. RefSeq lists its product as uncharacterized. NCBI's taxonomy places the organism in Eukaryota, Metazoa, Arthropoda, Insecta, Coleoptera, Coccinellidae. Gene Ontology annotation, biological process: DNA integration. The coding region runs from base 1 to 837 and encodes 278 amino acids. The record is from RefSeq and is a predicted model, not a curated record. The transcript has a single exon. Gene Ontology annotation, molecular function: nucleic acid binding.
AUGACAAGGUCAAGAGGUACUAAAUACACAAAAGCAUACGUUUGCCUUUUCAUUUGUUUCGCGGUUAAGGCAAUACACUUAGAGUUGGUUUCUGACCUUUCUUCAGAAGCGUUCUUAGCAGCAUUACGACGCUUUAGAGCACGUAGAGGUCGGUGUAAUCGAAUAUUUAGUGACGGUGGUACCAAUUUCCGUGGUGCCUACACUCUUUUACGUACUUUGUUCCGCAAUGCUACCGAGGCUGAAAAUAUUGAUUGGAGUUUCAAUCCUCCAUCUGCACCUCACUUCGGCGGUCUCUGGGAAGCUGGCAUAAAAUCAGUGAAAACACAUUUAAUGAGAGUGAUAGGUGAGCAGAAAUUGACUUAUGAAGAACUGUAUACGGUUCUGACACAAAUUGAAGCGGUUCUGAAUUCACGACCCCUCUGCCCAUUGAGCAGUGAUCCAAAUGACCUAUCCGCCUUGACACCGGGUCAUUUUUUGACUCUUGCACCCUUGACUGCGCUACCAGAUGAUGAUUUGUCCCAUUUACAAAUCAAUAGGUUGUCUCGAUGGCAAUUGCUCUCGCGGCUUCAUGCUGAUUUUUGGAAACGUUGGCACACCGAAUAUCUACAUACGUUACAACAACGUCAAAAGUGGGAUAAACAUUCAGAUUCCACCCUAAAACCAGGAAUGCUUGUCCUCAUCAAUGAUGGACCUAUUUCUCCUUUGCGCUGGCGAUUGGCAAGAAUCGAGAAAUUACAUCUGGGUUCAGAUGGAAUAGCUCGUGUAGCUACCAUUCGCACAAGCCAAAGUGUGAUGCAACUACCUAUUGUAAAGUUGUGUCCAUUGCCACAGCAAUAG